AUGGCGAUUUCCAAGCUCCACCUACUCUUUCUCCUCUCAGUCACUCUCUCCCUUUAUCGUCCUGUUCUUUCCGACAUCGAUGAGGAAGACAAUCUUCUUGCAGGCAUCAACAGCUACAGAACAUCCUUAAACCUAACGACACUUACAAAAAUCGAAAACGCAGAAUGUCUCGCUGAAGAAAUCGCAGACCAAUUCAAGAACCAACCCUGCACAAACACCACUGGCUCAGCUUCAGUCCCUGGAACCGAACCUGGAUUCCCAAACUACCCUAACCUCCUCAAGAAAUGCCAUCUCAACAUAACUGCGACAAGAGACGGUGUGAUAAUGCCAGCUUGUGUUCCUAGCCUUGAUGCACUCCUUGUCUUGAACAAUUUCACAAAGUCACAGUACUCCAAGAACCUUAAUGAUUCUAAGUUCACUGGCAUUGGUAUUGGUUCUGAUAAUAAUUGGAUUGUUGUUGUCCUCACUACAAGCACUCCCGAAGGUGGCUUCUCUCCUGCUACCAACUCAGAAGAAGGUCUCACAUUCGGCCGUCUCCUUUUCUUGUUUCUUGUCUCUUUUUUCUACAUGUUUUUUUGA
Molecule: messenger RNA, 579 nt
Organism: Arabis nemorensis
Lineage: Eukaryota; Viridiplantae; Streptophyta; Magnoliopsida; Brassicales; Brassicaceae
Source: the annotation of a GenBank genome assembly